AUCGCUAGUGCGAUAAGAUUGAUAAAUUUUGACCAUUAAAUUUUGAGCAUUAAAUCAUUACGAUAAGAAGAAAAUUUUUAUUUAAUUUGUUACCCAAUUGUUUUAUACAAGUUUGUAGAAAUACAAGUAAUAAUUCGGGGAUAAAAUGUUUAGUAGAUUGUUAAUUUUCGAAUAUCAUUACUUCUUAAAUAAUCAUUAUUUUAUUUUUAAAUUCUUUCAGUAUUUAGAUUAUUUAAGCAAUUUUAAAGUUAUCUCGCUAGCCGCUUAGUAAUCGUCUAGGAUACGUAGGAAAAUACGUAAUGGCAAUGUGUUGACAUAAUACUCUUGCUUCGGUCGUGCAACUUCAAAGAGCCACGUGACGGUCUCUUGCAUACUCGUAAACCCCUGUUGGUUGGCGACUAAUGAAUUUCGCGCUGUCCUUUGAUCUCAACCAAUGCGACUUCCAAUAUACAUAUACAUAUAUACACACACACACACACAUAUAUAUAUAUAUAUAAAUUUAUAUAUAUAUGUGGAUAUAACAAUUACUUUUCCAUGUUAAAAUAUUUCUUAUACGAGUUUCGACAACACGUUCGAAGAAAUUACGUGCGGACGAGUUAACGGCGUUUUUAGGAGGAACGAACGCACUUUAAAAGUAACUUUCAAAGAACUCGUUUUGUACAUCCCUCGGUGUAAUUGCAUCUGUCAAAUGAAACGUAAAACAUUGAUGACUGCUUGGACAUUUUUGCAAAGACUUCGGAAUGAAAUACUUAAAAGUGGCAGUGUUCACGUUCAACCUGUUAAUAUGGUUGGCCGGUUGCACGGUGCUAGUUAUAGGAGCAUGGUUACUAUUGGAGCCAAGCAAAGGACACCUUCUGAAUCUUUUUCUACCCGACGUCAAACCCCACGAGACGAUUGAUUUGAUAGCGUACAGCUUGGUAGGCCUCGGCUUCACCGUCUUUAUGGUGGGUUUCUUUGGUUGUCGUGCUGCUCUGCGUGGAAAUCAGUGCAUUCUCGCAACGUACAUGAGCAUGCUGGUCGCCCUGAUCGUAACAGAACUUGUCACAGCAGCAAUUGGUGGGCUCAUGACUUUUCGGAUUCUUUCCGAUUUGGAAGAAAGAUUGUCCGACAAAUUGACCACGGAUUACGGCCACGACACCACCAGCGAUAUAUCAUUUAGCCAUAGUCUUGAUUUCGCUCAGUACAAGUUUAAUUGCUGCGGAGUGCACAGCGACGCGGAUUACAAUGGUACAGCAUGGUGGAGGGAUGGUCAAAUUUCAGGAAGCAGGCGACAGGUUCCGAUCACGUGCUGCGUUCUCAAAAAUACCGAGGUAAAGAAUACAGGUAGUCCAAUGAGCGUUGUCUCGAGAGUAUUUCACAAAAACAACGAGAAACCAUGGCUUCAUCCACAGCCGAAGGACGAAGCCGCGUGUCAAGUGGAAGACCAAGAGGGUCACGAGGGUUAUCGACACAAGGAGGGUUGUCUCGGAAAAGUUAGCAAUUGGCUUCAGAGCGAGAGCUUCACGUUAGUUUUCUUGGGCAUGGCAAUGGCUGGCAUUCAGACCUUCGGCAUAAUCACGUCUGCGUUUCUUUGUCGAACUAUCCGAGAUAUGCAAACGGAUUAAUCCACGUCCUCGAAAGGAGACAAGAGUUUCUUUAACCCUUAGAGAUAUCGAAGAUAUUUUGAAUGGAAGAAAAGAGGAGAAAAAGGAAGAACGAAGCGUUUCUCAACUUAUUUCUUUGCUAUUCAAACGCAAUAGAAAGGAAGAAGAGGAACCGGACUCUCCGGUGGGACAACUUCUGUAGCGAUCUGCCUUUAUGAAAUUCGAGAUUGUGAAGCACGAAGAGUAAUGACGCGAAAAGAAAAUUUAUUCGAUCGACGUUGCUCCGAGUCAUUCCCGUCCCUUAUCGUAUAUUUAUCAUACAAGAUGAACCAAUUUCUCUGGAACCAAUCGAGAAAAAGUACAGUGUGUUAAACCCAUUGUAAAUACAUAUAAACACGUGUAACUCCUAGAUGUGUCCAUCUUAAAGAACUCAAGGGGAAGAG
Vespa mandarinia (Asian giant hornet) is the source of this 2026-nucleotide messenger RNA. Its product is annotated as tetraspanin-11. NCBI's taxonomy places the organism in Eukaryota, Metazoa, Arthropoda, Insecta, Hymenoptera, Vespidae. The record is from RefSeq and is a predicted model, not a curated record. Gene Ontology annotation, cellular component: plasma membrane.